AUGUCGACUCUGCGCAGGGCUUCGCGUUUUUCACUCGACAAGGAGUUGACGCCUAAGACCUUGUUUUCUCACUUACAAAAAGCUAUAAAUGGACAAGAGACUCCUCCAAAAUCUAAACAUGUUCGAGCCAUAAUCCUUGAAACAUUCAAUCAGAAGUCAUCAUUCUUCCUUUAUUCCGUUAUUCCCGAACUUCAAGUUACGACUAAUGAGGUCGCUUGCUGGAAGUUUCUGAUUGUUUUACAUAAAGUGCUAAGAAAUGGUUACGAAGAGUUUCCUAUUAUUCCUGGUGAUUUACAAAUUAAUAUAAACAGCCUACUGGACUACGUGGGGCGGACACCCGACAAUCAAUUCACUCUCUGUAUCUGUCUGAUGGACUACCUAGAGAUUCUCCUCCGAUUUCAGGAAGCUGUCUUCACCAACAUCAGUAAAUACUUCUCAUUGUCUACAGAGGCCCGACAGUGUCAACUGGUUUCUCUGGUUCAAUGUAUUCAAGACAGUGCCGCCCUCUACGACCUUAUCCUCAAAACCCUCAUCCAGCUUCACACAGUGGUAAGCGUUGAUGCUCUCGCUGGACAUCGUCAAAGGUUUAAUGCGGAGUACUAUAAGCUCAGAGAUUUCUUCCGGACGGCCAAUCGAUCACAGUACUUUAAGGACCUUCUGAAAAUUCCGAUGCUGCCUGAUAAUCCGCCAAAGGUGUACGGUGGUCUUGGCAUAGACGGUGUUCAGACGUUGACCGUGACCGAAAAUUCUGAUGAGCAUUCUGACCAGCGCUCCCAGCCUUCGCCCGAACCGCAAUUGAUUGAGAUCAGUGAUAAGCCAGUGAGUUUCCCCGACCUGUUAGCUGUCUUUGUGGAAAAUCAACUUACGGAGCCUUUUACAGACAUUGCCCAGCGCCAAACCAACCCGUUCCUUACAGCAGAUCCGGCCCCACUGAGUCUUCCAUCGACGGCUCAGCACGAAUACAUGCUGGAGAUUGAAAUGCUCAAGUCGGAAAUUGAACGUGUGCAAAAUGAGGAGUCCAAUAAGCAACAACAGCUACUGGCCCGCAUCAAGACCCUGGAGGACGAAAUCAAAGGACUGGUACAAGUCAAAUCUGCUCAGGAUGAUGUAAGUUUGUUCGUAUUUCUCGCCCUCCUCCUUUCGUCAUAA
Messenger RNA from Dibothriocephalus latus, 1149 nucleotides. The record is from the annotation of a GenBank genome assembly. NCBI's taxonomy places the organism in Eukaryota, Metazoa, Platyhelminthes, Cestoda, Diphyllobothriidea, Diphyllobothriidae.